CGCCAUGGCCCGCGCUCCAGAAAGUAUGAGCUUGUGGCCAUCCACCAGAUCGAUGGACGCGAAAGGGCAAACAGGCAAAGGAUGGGCCGAAGGACAGGGGUGUAACCUGGUGUAACCUGACGAAGAUGUGGGAAGAAAAGGGGCCUGGCUGGCCGGGGGGCCAAGUUAGGGCGGCGGCCUCUGGCGCCAAGCAUGUCGCUGGGCAUCGGUGGCGCUGGUGGUCAAUCGAUGCCGAUAUCCGAGUCUCCAACGGGAGGAAUGCAGGCGCAGAUGGCGAUAUAGGUAACGCUAAUGAAAGGGAGCUGCUGCCUUCGGCAGCGCUUCACAGCACAGCAUCGGGCUCGGGGCCUGUUGUCGCGGCAGAUGGCGCGGGCCUUCUCGCAGUUUUUGACCAGCUGCCCGUCCCUGUGACGCUCAUCCGUUAUCGGGAUAACAAGAUCUUACUCCAGAACGAACCCAGCCGGGCUUUCUGGGGCGCAUGCACGGAGCGCGUGGGCCCUCCGGGGGAGCGGGAGCCGCUGCUCGAGCUCCUCUUCCGUCUGUCCGAGGACGUGUGCGUGGAUGACGUGUUGGUGGUGCUGCAGCAGGAAGGGACGUGGAAAGGACUCAUGCUCGUGCCGGCGCCGCCGUUCGCGGGGGCUGCUGACCACAGCGACGACGACGAUGACGACCACACGCUGUUGCCGCCCUACCACCGCCACCACCACCAGCAACAACCGCACGACCAGCACCAGCAGCACCAGCAGCAGCCGCACGACCAGCACCACCACCACCACCACGACCAGCAGCACAAGCACCAGCAGCUGCUACUGCCGCCGCCGCCGCACGCCGCAGCCACCAUCAACAUAUCACAGGGAAGCGGUGCUGCCACAGCCGCCGGCGGCAACCAACAUGCUGCGGGCGCACAGCCGGCUGCAGCUCCCCAACACCAACUGGUGUCCAGCAGCGCCGACCCACAUCACCCCGACUCCGUGAACAGCGGCCGCGGUGGCGCGCUGGCCUUGGCGCUGCUCCAGACAACCGGGGCCUCGUCCCUCGGCGCCAGCGACCACUAUAGCCACGGCAACAAUGACAACCAGCAGCAGCAGCAGCAGCAGCAGCAGCAGGGCGUGGCUGGCGCCGUUGCCACCGGUGUGUCGCUGAUGGGGCCCGGCGGCGUGCCGGACGAUGGCGAUAGGGGCUCUGGCGCCCCAAACAUCGUCUCCGGCGGCGGCUCCUCUGGAGUCGGAAGCCGGCUGCUGCUGAGCGACGGGCACGGGGGAUUGGAGGCGUAUGGGGCCUCUGGGGCGUGCGCUGGAAACAGCGGUGGCGGCAGCGGCCGGCCGGCGGACAGCCGCGUCGGCCUGCAGGGCCGCAGCCGCCUUUUCCGGGACUCCUCCUACCGCAACAAUACCACCGCCUCGCAGCAGCAGCAGCAGCAGCAGCAGCACCAGCAGCAGCAGUCCCACUUGCAGCACCCGCAGAUGCCCCUGCACCGCGCCUCCGCCGCCACCAUCGACGACGUCGGCGGCAUCGGCAUCGGCAGUGGCGGCACACAGCAGCUCUCCGCCGCCCGGCUGCUGGCGCCGCCGCCACCCAUGCUCGCAAGCGCGCGCGCGCGCCGCGCCUCCACUACAGUGCUGAUGGGCGGCAGCGGCGGUGGCAGCGGUGGCGGCGUUUUUGGGUCCACAUUCUAUGGAACAGCCUCAGAUGCCAUCCCAGGGCGCGGCAACUGGGGAAGCCCGGCGGAGGAGGGCCUCGGCGCUCUUUCUCCUGUCGCCGCCGCCUCAGGCGCCGACAGUGCUGGUCGUGGUGCGCUGCAGGGCACUGUGGUCGGCUUCCGAGGCUCCAGUUCGGUGGCUGCAUUCGUUGCCGGUACCGGCCUGCCCGGCAACGCGAACGGCGCUGGCCUCAGCUCCGUCGCAAGCGCCGCCGCCGCCGUCGGCGUUGGCGCCGCCGGCGCCGGCGUCCCCAGCGGCUCCGCCUUAAGCUCGGCAGCCCUGCCCGUGCCAUCCACCGCCUCCAUCUCCGCUGCUCACCUGUCCCACGCGCAGUCGCAACAGCCGUCGCAGCAGCAGCAGCUGACGGCGUCUCCGUCCUCGCCGCGCCCCGCCAACGGCGGUGGCCGCCGCCUGCCCAAGCGCUCCAUGAGCUUCAUCGUCGGCGUCGCCGCCAGGACUGCCGUCGCCGUCGCGCCGCUGCCUAGCAGCGGCGCCGCCAGCGGCACCGGCGGAACCACGCCAAACAGCAUCAACCUCCUCAGCAGUGGGCUGCCUGUCGGUGCCGCCGCCGCGCAGCAGCCAUCUGUAGCAUGGCGCGAGCCGGAAGAGGCCGGCGUGGCGGCUGUGGCUCCGACCGCGGCGUCCUUCACCGGCGGUGUUGGGUUUGGCAUCGCUUAUGGCAGCGGCGGCCGUAGCCAUGCGGGCAGCGCGGGCCCGCAGGGGCAGGGGCUGGGCAGCCAGCAGGGGCAGGGGCUGGGUAGCCAGCGGGACCGGGCGCAGCGAGACCUACUCGCUGCGCUGCAGACAUCGGCGUGGGGGACCAUGAUGAUGGGCGGCUCGAGCCGCAGUCCUGCCGCGGGAGGAGGGAUGCCGGCGCGCUCGCCGCCACCGCAUGCCGGAGUGGCACAGCGCCGGCCGCCGCGCCGCGCGCGCAGCGUUGAGAUGCUGCUUCCCGCGGUCGCCGAAGCGGAUAGGCCGUCGGCUGCGGCUGCGGCCGCGGCUGCCUACGGCACGUUUGCGCGCGCGCAGCACGGCUUACUCGCUGCGCCCAUGAGCAGUGUGGAGGUGUCGUCGCCUUCUGCUGCCAGCCUGAUGCUGGCGGUGCAGCCCUCCUUCGCCAGCUGCGCCGCCAUGCAGCGCCCGAGCGCGCUGCUGCUGCAGCAGCAGUUGCUGGUGCAGCAGCAGCAGCUGCAGCAGCCGGGCCUGCAGCAGUCGCCCUUGCAGCAGUCGCCUCGGGAGCAGCAGCAGCAGCAGCAGCAGCAGCAGACGUCGACAUCGGUGGGGGUGGGGCCGGCGCCGCGUCAGCUCAACCGCUGGCUGUCGGUGCCCGCGCAUGCGACGGCACAAGCCCCGACGGCGACAACAGCUGCGGCGCAGCAGGCGGCGUGCAUGGCCGGCGGCUCUCGGUCUGCCAGUGCCACCUCUGUGGCCGCGGCUGCGUUGGCGGCUCCGGCGCUGCCGCUGCCUGUCGGUCACCGCACCGCCUCCGGCAUAGGCAUGGCGGCCGCGCCGGGCGUGAUCGACGCCGCCGUUGUAGCGCCGCCGCGCAUCCUCUUCACAGCCGCCUCGACCGACUUCCUGGACAUCGGCGGCGCCGGCUGCGUGGUGCCAGGGUCCGCCGGGCAGACCAGCACCGGCGGGGCCAGGGGCGGCGGCGCUGCCUCCGCCACCUCACUGCAUCGGACUGUUGAUGUAACGAGCCCCAGCGCAAGCGCCGCCGCCAUCGCCGCCGCGGUUAGUGUCGGCGGCGGAAACGGCACCACCUCUGGCGGCUCCGCCGCCGCCGCGUCUGCGGGCGGCUGGGGCGCGGCGACGCGGUGCACGGACUCAACAGGUCAGGCGUCCGAACUGACCUCAGGGCAGCUGCUGCCGCUGCCGACGGAGUCAGCCGCAGGCUCCGCCGCCGCCAGCGCCAGCCUGCCUCAGUCCCAGUUCGCCAACUCUGCUGGUUCCGCUGCGGCCGCUGCCGCCGUCGCGGCGGCGGCGCACACGGGCGCGAGUGCCCUUACCGCGGGCGGCAGCCGGCUCGGUGGCUCCGACGUCACAGCGGGCGGCGGCGGCGCGCGUAUGAACCUCCGCAGCGGCGGCGGCAGCCACCCCCUCAGCGGCGCAAUGCACCGCAUUGUCAACAUGGCCCUCGUGUCCAUGUCGCCUGCGGGCAGCCUCGGCGGCGGCAGCGGCGACCGGACCAUGAAUGGCGGCGGCGGCGGCGGCGUCACCAGCGGCGUCACUAGCGGCAGCCUCGGCGGCGGCAGCGGCAGCAUCGCUCGCAGCAGCGCCCGGCGGCGUGCCUCGUGCAUUCUGCCCUGCAGCUCCAACGUUGCGGACCUGAACACAGCCAUGGACCGCCUGGACUUGUGUGUGGCCGUGGAUGCAGGCGCCGUCGCCGGCUGCGGCGGCGGCGGCGGCGGCGGCGCCAGCAGCCGCCUCGGCGCCGGCAGCCGCACGGGCACGGCUAGCGGCAGCGGUACGGUACCGUUUGCCCAGGCCACGACACAGCAGCAGCUGGGCGACAUGAUGAUGGACGCAGCCCUGCCCAACCAGCCCAUCUGCGCCACCGCCGUAGGCAGCAGCUCCACAAGCAGCCUCUCCCGACUGCGCUCGGCGGGCGGGCGGGCGGCAGCGGCCGGGCCGGACGCGCCCUCCCAAAGCGCGACAGGCGCGCGACACCCGCUGUCGCCGCUUUCCACGACCGCCCUUCCCUCGUCACCGUUGGUGUGCGAUGCCAUGGCGGUGGCGAUUACCUCGCCGACAGCCAGCCGACGACCUCUGUCGCCCACAGCUCUGCUGCCGCACCUGCCGACGCCGCAGCCGCUGGCGCCGGCGGCUUUCAAGCGCUGGUCUGUCACCGCCAUCCUCGAAGACCCGCCCUCGGCCGCAUAUGGCGGCAGCAGCGGCGGCGGUGCCGCGGCCGCCGGCAGCUCUGACGUGGUCGGUGGCGGCGGCGGCGGCGGCGGCAAACAGCGGCUCGCUGACAGUGCCGCCCGGGCCCUGAUGACCUGCACAAGCAUUGGCACCUCGGGGCAGGUCACCGCCAGCGCCACAGCCGAAGGAGUCAAUGGUGGCGGUGGCGGCCGCGCCGGCGGCGGCGGCGGCGGCGGCGGUGAUGCACAGGACGGCGAAGGAGUGGAGUACUCCGCCUUUGGGCUUGUGACGACGACCGACGUGGGCGGCAGCGAAGCGAGGUGCGGGCAGGCCGGCGGCGGCGCGGGCGGUGCCGCCGCCAUCGCGGCCGCCGCCGCCGCGGCGGCUGCGGAUGCCAACAUCAGUACCGCAGGCUACUUCAGCAGCGCAACCAACGCCGUCCUCACUCAAACCAUGAGCCUUCAGCUCACUCGGCCGGACAGCCCCGCCGCCGCCGCCGCCACUGCCGCCGCCAGCGGCAGCGAGCCCGCAUCGCUCACAUCUGAGCUCGCGCGCGGCGCCGCCGACGUGGCGGCGGCAGCUGGGGCCGCCGCCGCCAAUACCCCGGCGCCAGUGUCUGCCGAGGCUGUUCUGCCAAGCCCUCGCGCCAGCGGCGACAGCAGGCCGGCCUCCGGCGCUGGCGCCCUUGCAGCGGCAGGCGGCGGCGGCGGCGCCGCCGCCGGUGCCACCACCAGCGGCGCGGUGUCUGGGCCUAUGAGCGCUUCCAUUACGUUUCAGGGCCUCCUUGACGGAGAUGGGGUGCCGGUGACGGCGGACAACAUGACGGCUGGCGUCGGGGCCAGCAGCUUCCGGAUCUCGGGUCGCCAGAGCGGGGCGGAUGCCGUUGGCAGCGGCGGCAUGCGGCGCUCACCGGCCCUGACCCUGGCUGCUGGCCCGACCUCCCUCUCGGGCAGCGGCGCUGCCAACCACGGCGUCAAGGGCGGCGGCGGCGGCGGCGGCGGCGGCGGCGGCAGCGGCGGCGGCACCACCGCCACCGCCACCGGCACCACUCCUUCCAGCGGGGCGACGCCCGCGGGUCUAUCGCGUCGCUCGCCAGCGGGGGCUGCGGCUGCGGCUGCGGCUGCGACCAGUUGCCGCAGCGGAAACGGCAACCGUGGCGGUACCGGCCACGGCGCUGAAGUCAGUGAAGCGGAGCAGCAGCUGGCGGCGGCGCUAGACUCGCGCGACACGCCGCAGUGGCAGUUGGCGGCGGCGGCGCGCGGCAGCAACGACGUCGUCCUUGCGGCGUCGCCGGGAGCACAUGGCGGCAGCGGCGGCGGCGGCCAAGGCGGCAGAAGCGUGGAUGGGAGUAGUGAUUGUACUGCCUCUGCUGCUACGAGCGCGGCUGUGAAUUCCACGGCGGCGGCGGCGGCGGCUGGGGGCAAUGCCAGUUGCGCGGGUGGCGAGCAGUGGCACGAGGUGUCGAUCCGGCAGUUCGUGCAUCCCGUGCUUAAGGAGACUGUGCUGCUGCUGGUGCAGAACGACGUGACGGCCCGCAUCUGGGCGGAGCGGCAGCUUGCCCGAGUGGUGGAGGCCGAGCACACACUCCUGGAGAACAUCUUCCCACACCACGUGAUUGAGCACAUCGCCACCGCCACCGCGCGCGCGGCGGCCGGCUGCGGACCCCUGCCCGCCGCCCGCGACAGCCACGGCGGCUACGGCGCCAGCGAGAGGGGCAGCAGCGCUCAUCACAGGCCACAUGCACACACCUCCAACCCCCACCUCGACUCCGCCGCCGCCGCCGCGGCGCCCCGGGCGUCGCGUGCUGGCGCCGCCGCGGGCGACACGGCGGAGUCCUCGGCGAGGGCGCAGCAGGCGCGGGCGGAGGCGGGCGCGGGCGCGGGCGCGGGUGCUGCGAUGUCGCCAGAGGACCGCGAGCGUUCCCAGCUGCACCAGUACCUACACACGCAGCACAGCGUUGAUCGCUACAGGGCCGGCGGCGGCGCCGGAGGCGGCAGCGCCGGCGGCACGGGCAAUGGACAUGUUGGGCAUGGCGGUGGCGGUGGUGGCGGGCUGGGCCGGUCGGCUCUCCCCGCCAUCCGUGGAGACACGUUCCUGCACCUGGCCACCAGCCACUCCAUGAUCACCGUAAUGUUCUGUGACAUCCAGGGCUUCACGCCCAUGUGCAAGGAGGUCCGGCCCGUGGUGGUGAUGGCGUUCCUGAACGACCUGUUCACGCGGCUGGACGCGUUGCUUGAUGAGUUCGGGGUGUACAAGGUGGAGACCAUCGGCGACUGCUACGUGGCUGCGGGGGGGCUGAUGAAGACGGACGAGGACACGGGCGCGGUCACGGUGCGCAGUGAUGACGUGGACCCGCUGCACGCCUACCGUACCGUGCAGUUCGCAAAGGCGCUGCUGCGUGCCGCGUCCGCCGUGCGGCUGCCCACGACCGGCCAGCCGGUGCGCAUGCGGGUGGGCAUCCACAGCGGCAGUGCCAUGAGCGGCGUGGUGGGCACACGGAUGCCGCGUUUCUGUUUGUUCGGUGACACCAUGAACACAGCCUCGAGGAUGGAGAGCAGCGGCGAGCCCGGCGCCAUCCACGUCAGCGCCGCCACCCGUGAGCUGGUGCCGGGCGAGGACUGGGAGCCCACCGGCGGCGUGGACGUCAAGGGCAAGGGCCGCAUGGAUACCUACCUGCUGCGGCCGUGAUGAUGAUAACACAAGAUGCCUGGAGCGGACACAAGACUACAAAUCAGACCCACCAACAGUUGACGAGUAAAACAAUCGAGCCCGCCACAUGGAGACAGUGAGCAUUCUCGUUGCAGUGGGUGCCCUCUACAGCUGUCUUCUCGUUGCAGUGGGUAUUAUGCUACCGGCCUUCGAUUGUUUGGGGAUUGAUCUACCACAUUGGACAUAAGAACUGCAGCACCAGGCGUUGUGUAUCACACACGUCACCAUCUUUCCCAAUUAUGAAAGUGCACAUGCGCGGCUGACAUUCUCGAGCUUUGAACCAGUUGCGGUUUUAAUGGAGUUUAUUCAUUGUGCAUCGAUUGGGGAGAUGUACGGGUGCUUGAUGGCGCUGCAAGAUAGUAUGGGGCGCAGUAGUAUACCGCAUGAUGAUAAUGGGGUAUGCUGUAAUGGGGUAUCCUUGUGGGGUAUCCUCGGGAUACAUGGAGGGAAUCGUCAGGGUGCAGCAGGUGCUGGGGGCGGGGUGAGGCAGGCGGGGAGGCAUUUAUGAUUCAGUGGUUGAUGGCCGGCACGCAUACAUUUGGGACGCAGACUGUUUGUGCCCACUUUCAUGCCAGAGGGUUAUCGGGUUUUUUUGCUGCUGUUACGGCUGGCUGAGGUACCUGAGGAUUCCACUAACUUGCCCAGGGUUUCCCUAGCCCACUAGCGCCAGGACGGGGCUGUGGCUGAUGUGGCCUCAACCUUCAUCCCCACCGUAUCCGGUGGCGGAUAGAUGCUAUGUGAGCUGGGCUGUGCAGCGUGUAGACGCGCUAAAAUGGCGUUUUUGCUUCGUAAGGCUAGGCUGUCGAACAGAGUUGUUAGCAGCAUGUGAUUGCUCGCGGCAACCCCGACAACGCACGCACUGAAUUGCUUAUCGGGAAUCCAAUGCACGAAUGAAUGCAUGCCUGGGCCUCGGCUUUCGCGCCUCGAAGUCGUGUCCUGGGUCGUGUUGCGGCUGUUUGUGAAGGGCAUGCAACAACGAGUGAGAGGACACUAGUGUUUGAGAGAGCCGAAGCGUCAAGACCACGAGAGACAAUCGAUGGAAGCAACAUGGAAGGCGGUGCUGCUUGACGCGCUCGGGGUGGGCGUGGGCAGCUCUCACAACUUAGAAAGCCGCACGAGAGCGUUGACGCUAACGGGGAAUGCUAGUAUGGUCGUGUGCGCCGCAGCAAUGCUGGCGGCUUUGGGCUGGAAGCAGGCUUUCAUGCAGGUUGCGGGGAGUCGUCACGGAUAGACUGGUCCCGACCUCCAGUACGGAUGGCAUGCAUUCCAUUGCCACGGAUUAUAUGCUGGUGGCUUGCCUUAAUCACCCACCAACCUUUAAUUAGCAUAAUCUAUGUUUUGGUGCUGAAGUUGUGAAGCCUCGUAUUUCGAGCUUUCCUGGAGGGGCAACUAACCUCCCAGGUCGGAUGCGGAACCCGGACGCCAGCAAAUGUUUUAAGGCCCUGGCACGUCAGUCAGAGUGCACGCUUCUCUGUACUGGAGGGCUGCAAUUUCGGCGUUAUUCGGUAUGGGGGUGCGGAGUACCGAAACGGCGGUUGUGAUUCGGGGCCGGCCUUGGAAGUACCACAAGCGCCAACAUUGAACAAAAUUGCGUGGUCCUAGACCAUUCGAGCCUUAGUCGUGCCAUGCUGGCGCAGGCGCAAUAACAAUUCCGGGUUAUUGCUAGGUGUGUUUUGGGGGGGAUUAACUGUGGUAGCAGGCCGCUGAGCCCGAGCCAAAGGCACGGUAUUGCGGUCACUCUGUUGCUCUGAGAGGGGAGCAACCAAGCGCACGGUUAAAUAUUGUGCGCAUGCGUCCGCAUGGAGUCGUAACACUGCAAGCCACGGUCAAUGUGCUGACGACGUGUGUUAUGACGCAUACGGAGUGCGCGAGGCCCGGUAGCGCGUCAGUCCUUGCCACCGGUAUGCUAUAUCCAGUGUGCGUGUGUAUGACAUUGCCAUUACGCAUUGCAGGACGACGGCAGGGCAGUAAUGAGGGGGUGGGUGAGAUUGGAUUCAAUGGACAGCGCCUGCCAAGGGUUGGGGCAGUGCUUGGGAACCUCUUUGGUGCAUGCUGCAGGUGGCCGAUGGCUUGUCAUUGUGAUUGUACGCCUGUGAUCAGUAGGAACUGCUUAAAUGGAAUUCAUUAUGAGUUAUGUACCCGAUGCACCUUGCUACUUGCCGCGCACAUUUACAUCUCUGCGGAUUGCAAUGAAGAUUGUUGAUUGCUGAGGCGCAAUGGGGAUGCUGCAUAGGGAGCGCCAGUUGGAACGU
Chlamydomonas reinhardtii is the source of this 9526-nucleotide messenger RNA. RefSeq lists its product as uncharacterized. Bases 126 to 7253 code for a protein of 2375 amino acids. Gene Ontology annotation, biological process: cGMP biosynthetic process; intracellular signal transduction; receptor guanylyl cyclase signaling pathway. The record is from RefSeq and is a predicted model, not a curated record. NCBI's taxonomy places the organism in Eukaryota, Viridiplantae, Chlorophyta, Chlorophyceae, Chlamydomonadales, Chlamydomonadaceae. The transcript has 17 exons. Gene Ontology annotation, molecular function: guanylate cyclase activity; peptide receptor activity.